This is a messenger RNA of Acanthamoeba castellanii str. Neff, 2901 nucleotides long. Its product is annotated as Rap/ranGAP domain containing protein. Gene Ontology annotation, biological process: regulation of small GTPase mediated signal transduction; activation of GTPase activity. The record is from RefSeq and is a predicted model, not a curated record. The coding region runs from base 1 to 2901 and encodes 966 amino acids. Gene Ontology annotation, molecular function: GTPase activator activity; protein binding. NCBI's taxonomy places the organism in Eukaryota, Discosea, Longamoebia, Acanthamoebidae. The transcript is spliced from 23 exons. Gene Ontology annotation, cellular component: cytoplasm.
AUGGACGGGAGUGGAGUCGUAAAUCUGAACAACGGGACGGAGGACAACAACUGGGAGCCCUUCCGCGAGAAAGUGUGGGCCACCGCCCUCGCCGUCGCCAAACUCGAUCCCCAGUCCCAGCCAAAGAACGAACGAGACGCUACGUUCGGGAUGACGGCUAUCCCGGUGCACAAGUUUUGCGCGUCGUACCUGUCGUCCGUUGGAGGCACCCACACAGAGGUCGACCAGAUCUGUCUUUCCGUCAUCUUCUCCGACCACGGCGAGGAAGAAGAGGAGUUCCCGCUGGUGUCGAAGAAGCAGUGGUUCCACGGCAAGCAGAGCAGGCAGGCGUCAGAGCGGCUGCUGAUGGAGUCCGGCCGCGAGGGCGACUUCCUCAUGCGGUACUCGUCCGUCGAGGGCGCCUUCACCGUGGACUACAUCAAGCGCCAGAAGAUCUGCCACUUCAACAACAUCCGCAACGACGCCGGCGGAGGCGUGUGCGUUCUCGUCGGCAAGACGCCGGAGCAGCAGAAGGCGUACAAGUUCACGUCGAUGUCGGCGUUCAUCACGAAGAACGAACACAUCUUCGUCAACCCGUGUCUCAACCCGCGCUCGCACUUCCAGUGGCUCAAGCUCCGCAUCCCCGACAACCCGUCGGAGCGGGGUGCCGAGGCCAAGGCCGACGUCGACGAAGACGAGGAGGACUCGUCCGACGACGAACACGAAGACCCCAGCCAGUCGAAGGUGCCGUUGGAGGAGCGGAUCAAGAACGCCAUCCAGAACUCGUUCCAGAAGCACAAGACCACGCUCUCGCUCAAGAACCUGGGCAUGGGACCCACCCUCCCGCUCCACAUCUGCCGCCUCAACUACGUCGUGUACCUGGACCUGAGCCGGAAUAAGCUGACGGAGCUUCCGGAGGACCUGUCGGCGCUGCGCCUGCUGAAGCGCCUCAACGUGAGCGCCAACAAGCUCACGUCGCUGCCCGGUUCGAUCUUUGCGUCGUUCCCGCGGCUGCACUCGCUGAUCGGCGCCGAGAACCAGAUCACGGAGAUCCCGGAGGGUCUGUUCAAGGCCACCACCCUCUCCUACCUCGACCUCUCCUCCAACAAGAUCUCCAAGGCACGCACACGCACCACACCACCGCACACGCAUCACCGCACACGCACUACGGCGCACGCGCCAUGUGUGCCGGCGGCGGUGAACGAGCUGACGCAGCUGGGCUUCCUGGAGUUGUCCAACAACCAGAUCGACGCGGUGCCCGCCCUCGACAAGCUCGAGAAGCUCGAGGAGCUCUACGUCAACGACAACCAACUCCGUGAAAUCUCCGGCUCGUUGGCGUCGUUGCCGGCGUUGAUGCACCUGGACAUCUCCAGCAACCAGGUGACGCACAUUCCCAAGGAGAUCCUGAGCCUGGUGAGCGACAACAACGCCUUCUGCAUCGUGGUCGACAACAACCCGCUGGUCGAGGAGGACAAGUCCAAGCUGCUGGCCCUCCUCCAGGCCAACAAGAACCGCGACCGCGCCGAAUCCCGCACCAAGGGCUCCCGCGACAUUCUCGGCGUGAUCCGUGUGAAUUCUGAGAAGCUGCAGGAUGUGGCGACCAAGUCCCGCAGCCGCGCGAUGCCCAGCGAGGGGAGCGCCACCUUGCGUCCGCACAAGGACAAGGAGCGAGGAGGGGGCGACGACGACGGCGAUGGCGAGGGCCGGUCGCAGGGCAAGUCCAUGUGGACCAACGGCUUCGGCUUCAAGAUCGAAGAGGGACGAGGGCCGAGGCCGCAGUCCAAGGACCUGCACCUGCAGGAGCACAUCAACGUGUUCGACUACCGCCGCUACUUCUACCACCAGACCGUGCACGCCAACAUCAUCGGAAACGACAAACAGCUGGGCCAGAUCUGCAUCUCCAUCCAGAAGGAGCCCACGAUGAGCACGAUGGUGAACCUGGGCGAGCAGCCCUACCCGGUGUACCGCGUGCUCCUCCGCACCAAGCAGAACGAUCGGCGCCUCGAGAUCAGAGCGGCCGAAGUCAAGAUCCGAAAGAAGGAAAAGUACGCCCGAUCCGACGACCUCAUGGACGCGCUGAAGAAGCUGCUGCAGCCGUUCUCGCCGCGGCACCUGUGGGUCAUCCGCGAUAAGCGCUCGCACCGCGAGUUCGCCCUCCUCGAGGACAAGCUCAAAAGCAACUGCUCCAAGUUCGGCGUGAUCUACGGCAGGGACGGCCAGGACGAAACCCAGAUGUACAACAAUGAACACGGCAGUGAAGUGUUCGAAGAUUUCCUGAGCUCGCUGGGCGACCGCAUCAACAUGAAGGGCUGGGACAAGUAUCGAGGCGACUUCUCCAACAAGGCCGACCAGAAAUCGCUCUACACUGUGUUUGGCGACCACGAGAUCAUGUUCCACGUGAUGACGUACAUCCUGAUGAUGAAGAACACCGACCAGUACGGCCAGCAGUGGGAGCGCAAGCGGUUCAUCGGUAACGACAUCGUCGUCAUCGUGUUCUACGAGGGCAAGAAACCGCUGGACCCCAACAUCUUCGUGUCGAACUUCAACCACGUGUUCGCCCUCGUCGUCCCCGAGGAGAGGAACGGCACCACCUACUACGCGCUGCACAUGGCCUACAAGGUCGGCGUCGCUGAGUCGAAGCCGCCGCUGCCCGAGGAGGCCGUCUGGGAGCGUGGCCCCGAGUUCCGCGAGUUCCUCCUGACCAAAUUGAUCAACGCCGAGCGGUGCGCGAUGUCGGCGACCCAGUUCAGGCGGCCGCAGGAGAAGGUGCGAGCCGAGCUGUUUGAGAAUCUGCAGACCAAGUUCCCCAAGAAGUCCGCCCGCGGCAUUGCCCGGAGUAAGGCGACCGACGACGGGAGCCAGAUCUCGCCGGAGUACCUCGACAAGGAGACUGCCGAUGCCAUUGCCCAAAUCAGGGGCUGA